UCUGCAAGCUUUUAAAUUGUGUUGUAUUUGCUGUUAAAACCUUGUUAAAGUUAUUAUGGUGGUUUUUACUUGUAAUUAUUGCGGAGAGAGUCUGCAAAAGCCCAGGGUGGAAAAACAUUACAGUUUUGUCUGCAGAACUGAAAAGUUCAUCACAUGUGUUGACUGUUUUAAGGACUUUCGUGGGGAAGAAUAUGUAGCCCAUACGAAAUGCAUAACUGAAGAAGAAAGAUAUGCAGCUAAAGGAUCGCUACCCAAUGGUGUUAUUAAAAAAGGAGAGGUUAAACAGGAAUCCUGGGUGGAUAUGAUAAAGUCUAUAAUUGAUACAGAACCAAAUUUGCCUCCUCCUCAUAAAAAUUUAUUAAAUACAAUUUCUAGUUACAAUAACAUUCCAAGAAAGAAGCAAAAAUUCAUAAAUUUUAUCAAGAGCUCUUCAGGUGGUAGAGCUAAUUUAAAAGAUGUUGAAGCUAUUUGGAAUAUCAUUGAAAAAUACAAAAAUCAACAGAAGCCUACAACUCAAAAUACCACACCAAAUCCAAAACAGGAAAAAAAUGAAGAAAACAUGAAAAAACGAAAAAAUACUGAUGCUAAACCUAAAGAGCAAUCCAAAAAGUUAAAAGCAGAUAAAGUCCAAGAAGAUAUUGACAAAUUUAGCUUCCAAGGAAAAAUUUUGGAAAUUUUAACUGGUAAAGAAAGCAUAUCAACUAAAAAAUUGCAAAAGAAAGUGUUAAAUGCAUACAUAAAAUGGUCAGGACAAAGUGAGUGUAGUGAAAAAACAAUUAAGAAAUAUGAAAAAAAGUUAAAAAAGGUGCCAAAUAUUAACAUAACUGAUAAUAUAGCUUGUAUUAAAAAUGAACCUUAAUGUUAUUGACAUACCUAA
Messenger RNA from Brassicogethes aeneus, 877 nucleotides. NCBI's taxonomy places the organism in Eukaryota, Metazoa, Arthropoda, Insecta, Coleoptera, Nitidulidae. The record is from the annotation of a GenBank genome assembly.